AUGAGCCAAACUACUGCACUAACUACAGAAGCACUUACUAUGAUCCUUGAUAAGAAAAUAGAGGAAAAUCUGAGACCAUUUCAUCAAGCAAUGGACGAUUUAAAGCAGAGUGUGAAUUUUGUAAGUAAGAAAUUUGAUUCUCUGACCAUGAGAGUCUCAGAGAUGGAAGGAAAGUGUGAGGAAGCUCUAACGGAAAAUAAAUUUCUUAAAGCAGAAAUAUUACGACUUUCCAAUGUUGUUAAACAACAAAGCGAAGAUAUAAGCAAUAUUGAACAAUACAGUCGACGCGAUUGUGUAGAAAUAAGUGGCCCACUGGAAGAAUCAGACGAAGAUACAAAUGCACUAACAAUCAAAGUUGGCUCUCUUAUGGGUUUGAAAAUCAAUGAGAGUGAUAUCUCUGUAAGCCAUCGUCUUCCACUGAAACGUCAGUCUCAAAGUUAUUCCUCAAGAUUAAGGCCAAGAGCUGGGGCUGUAUUAAAUACUGUUGAUCAACAUCCAAAAAUUAUUGUCAAAUUUGUAAGAAGAGACACAAAGGACCUAUUUUAUGGCGGUAGAAGGCAUUUAAAUUAA
This is a messenger RNA of Paramuricea clavata, 570 nucleotides long. The record is from the annotation of a GenBank genome assembly. NCBI's taxonomy places the organism in Eukaryota, Metazoa, Cnidaria, Anthozoa, Malacalcyonacea, Plexauridae.